CUACAUAUAAUCAUGAUGAUCACCGGUGAAUUCGAUCUGAAAACUUGGUAGCGCCAAAUCGCCCAAACAAGUUCACUACUCCACUGCUACGGUACGCAGCGGCCGACGGCAGGGCACCAACACAGCAGCUACUCCAACAGCCUUCGUCUGCUCCCCCAACUCCACUGCUCUGCUGAGCCGCCAUGGCGGAGCUCGAGGCCGGGUCCAUCUCCAUGGCGGCCGGCGGCGGCGGCCGACUACGGAACGCCCUGAGCGGCGUGCUGUGUGCUUUCACCCUCCUCCUUAUCGGCGUCCUCGCCUUCUCCAUCCGCCUCUUCUCCGUGAUCAAGUACGAGAGCGUGAUCCACGAGUUCGAUCCCUACUUCAACUACCGCGUCACUCAGUUUUUGUCAAAGAGUGGAAUCUACGAGUUUUGGAACUGGUUUGACGAUCGAACAUGGUACCCCCUCGGACGUGUUAUUGGCGGCACCGUGGCCGGAGAAGAUGGCCGAGCUAGAGGAGGACGUGGUUCCUGGGAUGAUCGGUGGAAGGUUGUACUGGGAACACUUCUGGCAGCAUUGGUACCUGUGGUUGGUUUUAAUGCAAUAUUGACAUCAGAGCACUUUGCAUCAUUUCUGGUGUUUAUAAUCCUCCAUGUGGUUGCUCUUGUGUAUUACAUCAAAGGACUUUUAACUCCUCGGCUGUUCAAAGUGGCCAUGACAUUUGUACUAACGGUUGGCUUAGCCCUUUGUUUCGCUGUAGUAGCGGUACUUGCUGCAUUGGUCGCAUCUAGCCCAACAAAAGGUUGGAGUGGGCGCAGUUUGAGUCUACUUGACCCAACAUAUGCAAGCAAGUACAUCCCUAUCAUUGCUAGCGUGAGCGAACAUCAACCACCUACCUGGCCUUCUUACUUUAUGGCUAUCAAUGUGCUAGCCUUCUUAGUUCCUGCUGGGAUCAUAUCAUGCUUCUUACCUUUAUCUGAUGCAAGCUCAUUUUUGGUCUUGUACUUGGUAACUUCAGUAUAUUUCUCUGGGGUAAUGGUACGACUGAUGCUUGUUCUUGCCCCUGCUGUGUGCAUUUUGUCUGGGAUUGCUCUGUCAGAAGCUUUUAAUGUCCUCACACGAUCAAUGAAAUUUCAGCGCCCAAUAUCAGAUGAUACCCUUCCAACUGGAGGAGAUAGUACCCCAGGGAGUUCCAGUACAGCCACUAUCACAACUUCCACGAAAAAUGCGAACAUAAAAAAAGAAAAAAUGGGGACUAUUUCAAAGGAAAGAUCAUCAAAGAAGAGUCGGAAGGAAACAGAAUUGGUGGGAAGUUCUCCUGUUAGGCCCGAAAAGGAGGAGAAGCUUUGUGUACUGCCUUCUGAAGCAUCUGCCAUGGGUAUACUGUUCCUGAUCAUGCUUUGUGGACUUUAUGUGAUCCAUUGUGUAUGGGCAGCUGCAGAAGCAUACUCUGCACCCUCAAUUGUGCUGACAUCACGUUCACACAACGGGUUGCAUGUUUAUGACGAUUUCCGUGAAUCUUAUGCAUGGCUGCGCCAUAACACAGAAGUAGACGAUAAGGUUGCGUCAUGGUGGGACUAUGGUUAUCAGACAACUGCAAUGGCCAACAGGACUGUGAUUGUAGACAAUAAUACCUGGAAUAACACGCACAUAGCGACAGUUGGGACAGCAAUGUCAUCCCCAGAAAAAGGAGCAUGGGAGAUCUUCAAUUCCUUAGAUGUCAAAUAUGUGCUUGUGGUCUUUGGAGGGCUUAGUGGCUACCCAAGUGAUGAUAUUAAUAAGUUCCUCUGGAUGGUUCGAAUCGGAGGUGGUGAAUUCCCUCACAUCAAGGAACAGGAUUACCUUAGGGAUGGCAACUACCGUGUUGAUGCUCAGGGCACUCCAACAAUGCUGAAUUGCCUCAUGUACAAGCUUUGUUAUUACAGAUUCGCUGAGACUGAUGGCAAGGGGUUUGACAGAGCGAGAAAAUAUGAAAUAGGAAGGAAGCAUUUUAAACUGACCCAUUUUGAGGAGGUUUUUACAACCCAGCACUGGAUGGUUAGGAUUUACAAACUGAAACCGCAAAAGAACAGGGUCCGAGGAAAGUUGAAACUGAAAUUGAAAUAUAGUUCGAAAACAAGUUUAAUGCGCAAAGGGGCUGGAAAGAAGAACCCAUGGCAGUAGUCGAAUAGAGAACACAUGCCCACUAUUACCCUUAAAGAACACAAACUCACUAUUUGGCUUGCCCAAAGUUCCCGAUCUCGGGAAAAUUACACGCUAACGAGAAGAACUUGGUUAGAGAUAUCCACAUUUUUGUAUACUUUGCCGCGUGUCACAUUUCUCUCUCUUACACCUCCAGUGUGGUUCUGUGGUGCAAGGAGAGGAAAGAGGUAUCCCGGAUGCAGGAGAUUCCAUUUCCCAUGUAGCAAUUGAGUGAACAACAGAAAUUUUGAAUUAUGUCAAGGAGCGAACAACUUGCUGUGUGCUGUAUACAACGUUGCACCUCGGCAUCAUCGUCACCACUUCUCCCUGAGCAAAGCAAGUGCCUAUGAUACCUUGAAAUGGUAUGAUUGGCACUAUGUUACAAAAGUUAUAUUUGAAGCAGUGAGGUCCAAAAAUAUGAACCCUUUUAUGAAAGGGAAGGAAUUAUUCUGUAUGCAGCCUGGAUAAGCUGGAAGCCUUGAUAUUAUGUAGAGUUUGAAUUAGUUUUGGUUGGGGUGUGCCAGGCCAGGGCAGUAGUGCAACGCCCAGACGACACAUGUGAACCCCAGUAGCAAGCUACUAUUGUGGACCACCCCCAUAAAAAAUAAAUUUAAUAUCAUUGUAA
This is a messenger RNA of Triticum aestivum (bread wheat), 2787 nucleotides long. Its product is annotated as dolichyl-diphosphooligosaccharide--protein glycosyltransferase subunit STT3A. Gene Ontology annotation, molecular function: oligosaccharyl transferase activity. NCBI's taxonomy places the organism in Eukaryota, Viridiplantae, Streptophyta, Magnoliopsida, Poales, Poaceae. The transcript is spliced from 19 exons. The coding region runs from base 183 to 2144 and encodes 653 amino acids. The record is from RefSeq and is a predicted model, not a curated record. Gene Ontology annotation, cellular component: membrane.